AUGCCAUCCAAAGAAUUUCGUGCCCAUCUACGGGAAGCUGUUAUUCCAGGUCAAUACCGCCAUCUGACUCGCGUUCAAGAAGGUGAAUUUGAGGGAUCCAUCGCUUUUGUAUUCUCCUCGCAAGAAUCGGAAGAGAUUGUUGAAUACUCUGCUAUUGUUUCUGAUGACCAUGACUACCCCCAAAAUCACAGCUUCGUGGUCUUCGCGACUUCUGAGAAUGCGAAUCCGGCCAUAACAAAGGCCUUGGAUAUGGCCCAGAAGGAAGGCACCUUCAAUCAAAGCACGAUCCACGAACUUCUGGCCGCAAUGGAGGACCUUACGCUUAACGCCCUCAAUGCACCUCAGGAGCCUACAGCUCACUCUGACACUGAUGAUUUCGACGCCUUCGGUGAUAGUGACUUUGAUGAUUUUGAUUCGGAGAGGCCCAUCAAAGUUUCCUUCCUUAUGGUUUCCGCAGAGAAAUUGCGAGAAAAGAUGUGUGCCGACUUACGAGACGCUAAGGCUGCAGGCUUCAGAAUCGGCCUCAUCAGAGAGCCUGGCAAUCCUUUCUUGAUCGUGUCAAUAUCCUAUCGGAUCUCGCGACUUGGCAUCUCUGAGGAUGCCAUGCAAGCGUGGAAGCUGGAACGACAGGACUACUUCGUUCUACUGAUUCGAUACACGAAGGUUUAUGUGGAUAUGAAGGACGUAUUUGAGCUGGGAGAUAUUCCAUCUCAGGAUUCAGAUGCGCCCAGUCUGCCAGAAGCCUCAUCAAAAGCCUCGCGAGAACAAAUUGCCUCUGACCUGCGGUCUUGUUUCAUCUCGGAACCCCUGCAAAAACUGUUGAACGAACGGUUUUUCCCCAUAGCAAAGCUUCGACAUAAAUUUAACUUCUCGUGGACAGGUGCAGAGCUGUUUUUCCAAAAUAACCAAGGCAUGAUUUCCAAUGAUGACAAUACCAACUCUCCGGACUACCAACGCCCAGACGACUGGGUGACGCCUGCUCCAGAUAUCUUUCAGAAAGAUCAUUUUGCCAAGGUGUCACCGGACCUGUCCAAAAUGUCGUUACCACUGGUAGCAAUGCAAUACGUACUUCGCCAUUUUGCCAAAUGCGGUGAGUUUUGUCUGGUGUGCCAUUGCAAGACCUUCAAUCCAUUUGAGACUCUCAAGCCUUACGUGUGCUCGAAUGGAUUAUGCCUCUACCAAUACAUCGGCCAUGGCAUGGGGUCUAAUUUAGAACACACCAUCCGGACCCAGCCAAAAGUCGUUGACUUGCUUGUUAGCCUCGUCUAUGCAAGUACAUCGGCGGGCCGCCUUGAAGAUUUCCCAACCGGCCUGGGAUUGAAGGUACCCAGACUCGAGACCCCCAAGUACUAUGAUGCAUUCCUUGACCCGGAGACAAUGACCCUUACAGGAAUGGAAAUUGGGAAGAACACAUUCACAGUCGGUACCUGGGUUGCUUUCGGCAUGCCCGGGAACGAUGUGAUCUCAGCUUGGAGCAGUCGAAUCACUUCCAUUGAUCGAGAUGGCGGAUUUCUCAUCCUUUCUGAGCCUGUACCCUGGCAGGAGACUGCAUUCCGGAAAGUGCUCCCACGAACCAAAAUCUCGGGUGAGCAAUUGGCUGUCAGGUUUGCGCUUUAUGACACAGAAUUUGACGACUUGACUGUUGGUGGCAAACAAUCCGCUAUCAGAAUGCUGCUCAAUUCACUACCAGACGUCGUCACAAUGGAGAGCUAUCUGAAGAAAAGUGGACCGGAAAAGACUUUCUCAUCUUGGGAUCGGCUGAAUCCUGCCGCGCUUGAUACUCUUCGGUGGAUAGUCGCAUCCAAUAGAUCCUGCAUCAUGCAAGACGAUACAAACCCUGAUCAUCUUGUGAAGAAUAUGCCUGGCUAUGUCCAAUUUCGCCUUAUCCAAGGAGCCCCAGAUAAGGAACACCGAUUCAUGCAGGCCGUCAAUCAGCAUUCGAUGCUGCAAAAACCUCGGUGUCCAACUUUGUUCGCCUGGCAUGGAAGUGAUCUCCACAACUGGCACAAUAUCCUACGCCAAGGGCUUCAUUUCGAUCAGAUAGUCCAUGGCCGCUCUCAGGGAAACGGCGUGUACUUUUCUAACCAAUUCACAACCUCUUUAGGUUACUCCAGGGGACCAGAAGUAGGGGGGACAUGGCCAGGCAGCAAUCUGCACAUUGCACGCGUAAUUUCGCUGAAUGAGAUUGUCAACUGUCCAAGAAAGUUCACCUCCGUUAGACCCUAUUUUGUUGUCGACAACCUGCAAUGGAUCCAACCUAGAUACCUCUUUGUUGGGACCACGGUUGGGACCACUGACGCAGCUUCAGUACCGUCAGUGAAACCGAAGAAACGGCGUGCCGAUUCAGAUUCGAUUUCCAUCUUGCCACAAGAUCCUCAAUACGUUGCUUUCGGCCCGAAUGGAGCCAAGAUCAAUAUCCCCAUGUCUGCCCUCAGCUACCAACGUCGCCAGGCUCUCUCAAAAGUUCUGCCUGUUCACAAUGAUCCUAGGGCGCGCAGUUCAAAGAAGCCUUCUCGGGUAAUGGACGGCGUUCCCCAUGACGACGACUUGCGGAGCGUGGCUAGCGAGGCUGAAGACAUUGCCCUGCUACUUUCGGACGAUGAAGUUCUCCCGAUGAAAAAUCUGGCGGCCCGCCCUGUCACUAAUAAGAUGGCAUUCGAGCCUGAUAAGCUUACCAGUGGAUCUGUCUCUCUGCUUGAGGAACCUCAGUACUCAGACAGCAAAACGACAUCGGUCCUCCAGCGCCAUCUGAAAGCAGUUCUUAAGCUUCAGAAGACUGAACGAUUGGAUGAGCUUGGGUGGUAUGUCAAUAAGUAUCUCCUUCAGACUGUUUACCAAUGGAUCGUUGAACUGCACUCUUUCGAAAAAGAUCUCCCCCUCGCUAAAGACCUUGAAAAGCGCAAGCUUCAAAGUGUCAUCCUGGAGGUGCGAUUCCCACACCAAUUCCCCAUGAGCCCUCCCUUCGUUCGUGUGAUCAGACCGCGCUUCCGGGAGUUCGCACAGGGAGGGGGUGGCCAUGUCACGAACGGCGGGGCGUUGUGCAUGGAGCUCUUGACCAAUAGCGGAUGGUCGCCGGUGGCUUCUAUGGAGAGUGUCUUUCUCCAGAUCCGUAUGGCUAUCACCAGUACGGACCCCUGGCCUGCACGCCUCAGUGCCAAUGAUGGGCGCGGCAGCUACACCAUUCAUGAAGCUGUCUCCGCUUACAAGCGGGCUUGCCAGACCCAUGGUUGGGCCAUCCCCACGGAGUUACCGACUGCUUGA
Molecule: messenger RNA, 3261 nt
Organism: Penicillium chermesinum
Lineage: Eukaryota; Fungi; Ascomycota; Eurotiomycetes; Eurotiales; Aspergillaceae
Product: putative ubiquitin conjugating enzyme
Exons: 4
Coding region: 1-3261 (1086 amino acids)
Molecular function (GO): NAD+ poly-ADP-ribosyltransferase activity
Source: RefSeq, a predicted model, not a curated record